Molecule: messenger RNA, 1404 nt
Organism: Condylostylus longicornis
Lineage: Eukaryota; Metazoa; Arthropoda; Insecta; Diptera; Dolichopodidae
Gene: wg
Product: protein Wnt-1
Exons: 6
Coding region: 1-1377 (458 amino acids)
Biological process (GO): canonical Wnt signaling pathway; cell fate commitment; multicellular organism development
Cellular component (GO): extracellular region
Molecular function (GO): cytokine activity; frizzled binding
Source: RefSeq, a predicted model, not a curated record
AUGGAUCUAACAAUUGUAAUUGUUAUGUGCCUUAUUGCACUUAGUUCCAGUUCUGAAGCUGAAAGUAAACAUAAACCAGGUCGAGGUAGAGGAUCUAUGUGGUGGGGAAUUGCAAAAGUUGGUGAACCAAAUAAUAUAUCACCAUUAUCAUCGGGUAUAUUUGAUCCAGCAGUUCAUGCAACAUUACGUCGUAAACAAAGACGUUUAGUACGUGAUAAUCCAGGUGUAUUAGGUGCUCUUGUUAAAGGAGCUAAUUUAGCUAUAGCAGAAUGUCAACAUCAAUUUAGAAAUCGUAGAUGGAAUUGUUCUACUAGAAAUUUUUUAAGAGGAAAAAAUUUAUUUGGAAAAAUUGUUGAUCGAGGAUGCCGUGAGACAGCUUUUAUUUAUGCAAUAACAAGUGCAGCUGUAACACAUUCAAUUGCAAGAGCAUGUAGUGAAGGUACAAUUGAUACAUGUACAUGUGAUUAUAGUCAUCAAUCGAAAUCACCACAAACAAAUCAUCAAUUAAAUGCUGUUGCUGGUGUACGAGAUUGGGAAUGGGGUGGUUGUUCUGAUAAUAUUGGAUUUGGUUUUAAAUUUUCACGUGAAUUUGUUGAUACCGGUGAACGUGGACGAAAUUUAAGAGAAAAAAUGAAUUUACAUAAUAAUGAAGCUGGUAGAGCGCAUGUACAAGCUGAAAUGCGUCAAGAAUGUAAAUGUCAUGGAAUGUCUGGUUCAUGUACUGUAAAAACAUGUUGGAUGCGUUUAGCAAAUUUUCGUGUUAUUGGUGAUAAUUUAAAGGAUCGUUUUGAUGGUGCAUCACGUGUAUUAGUUAGUAAUAGUUUACGUAGUAAUAAUGCUGGAGGAAAUAAUGGUAACAGUAAUGGUAACGGUAAUAAUGGAAAUAAUAACGGUAAUAAUGCAAAUAAUAAUGCAAAUAGUAAUAGUAAUGCUAAUAACAAUAAUAUAAUUGAAAAUUCAAUAAAACAUAUGCAAAGUAAUUUACAAUCAAAUAAUAUUGCAUCAAGUCCGAAUAGUAUAUCAAGAAAUUCUGUUAGAUCAAGAAAUCGUCAUCAUAAAAAGAAUAAUAGAUAUCAUUUUCAACUUAAACCAUAUAAUCCAGAACAUAAACCACCAGGUGUUAAAGAUUUAGUGUAUUUAGAACCAUCACCUGGUUUUUGUGAAAAGAAUGCCCGUCUUGGUAUACAAGGUACACAUGGUCGACAAUGUAAUGAUACAUCAAUAGGUGUUGAUGGAUGUGAUUUAAUGUGUUGUGGUCGAGGUUAUAGAACACAAGAGGUAGCUGUUGUUGAACGUUGUGCAUGUACAUUCCAUUGGUGUUGUGAAGUUAAAUGUAAAUUAUGUAAAACAACAAAAACAAUACAUACAUGCCUUUAAUUCAUAUAUUUAGGUGUAUUUGUGUGU